CCGAGCCGGCUGAGGAUAACGGCCAGGGGUGCAAGUGGGUCCCGCCGUGAGGCGAUCCGGGAUCCCGCCCCAGCUGCUACCUGGUCCCCACCAGCUUGGCAGCUGUGUCGAGUCCAGCACGGCUAGGGGCGCGCUCAUGGAGCACACGCACGCCCACCUCGCCGCCAACAGCUCGGCUUGCGGCUUGGGCUUCGUGCCGGUGGUCUACUACAGCUUUUUGCUGUGUCUCGGAUUACCAGCAAAUAUCUUGACAGUCAUCAUCCUCUCUCAACUAGUGGCCAGGAGACAGAAGUCCUCCUACAACUAUCUGCUGGCACUUGCUGCUGCAGACAUCUUGGUCCUCUUUUUCAUCGUCUUCGUGGAUUUCCUGUUAGAAGACUUCAUUCUGAGCAUGCAGAUGCCCCAGAUCCCUGACAAGAUUAUAGAAGUGCUGGAGUUCUCCUCCAUCCACACCUCCAUUUGGAUUACAGUCCCCUUAACUGUUGACAGAUAUAUCGCUGUCUGUCACCCACUCAAAUACCACACCGUUUCCUACCCAGCCAGGACCCGAAAAGUCAUUGUGAGUGUUUACAUCACCUGCUUCCUGACCAGCAUCCCCUACUACUGGUGGCCUAACAUCUGGACUGAAGACUACACCAGCACCUCCAUGCAUCAUGUCCUUGUCUGGAUCCACUGCUUCACUGUGUACCUGGUGCCCUGCUCCAUCUUCUUCAUCUUGAACUCAAUCAUUGUGUACAAGCUCAGGAGGAAGAGCAACUUCCGCCUCCGUGGCUAUUCCACAGGGAAGACCACUGCCAUCUUGUUCACCAUCACCUCCAUCUUUGCCACCCUCUGGGCCCCCCGCAUCAUCAUGAUUCUCUACCACCUCUAUGGAUCGCCCAUCCAGAACCCUUGGCUGGUUCACAUCAUGCUGGAUGUCGCCAACAUGCUGGCCCUUCUGAACACAGCCAUCAACUUCUUCCUCUACUGCUUUAUCAGCAAACGGUUCCGCACCAUGGCAGCGGCUACACUCAAGGCCUUGUUCAAGUGCCAGAAGCAGCCUGUGCAGUUCUACACCAACCAUAACUUUUCCAUAACAAGUAGUCCCUGGAUCUCUCCAGCAAACUCACACUGCAUCAAGAUGCUGGUGUACCAGUACGACAAACACGGAAAACCUAUAAAAGUGUCUCCAUGACCCUAUAGGGCUGGCACUUGUGCCUUUUGUGUAAUCUGUUUCCAGAUGAGAGGUUGUCCCAUGCUCUGGCUUGAACAGCUCUCCUUAAGAGUGCUAACCUGAUUUCCUCUCUCCACAGACUGCGCAGCUCUCAGACUGGCAGGAUGAGAAGAGGAAAGAGAAGGAAGGAGAGAAUACAUCUUGUUUUUCUUCGUGCACUUAUUUUCACAAAUUCACAAAGGUAGUCACGGUGCCUGCUGGCUUAAAGAUGCCAUUGGCAGUUAUAAAUGUUAUAAAUGCCAUAAUACCGUGACCAAUAAAGACCACAGUAGAGUAGUUAUUGCUGGUACCAUCUACAGCUACUAGGAACCAACCGCUCCAAUUGUGGUCCACCAAGCCACCACAGUGUGUAGCUGAGCCAUACUCUUCUCCCAAGAGUUGAGGUUACCCAUUGAUUCCCUGUACUAUUUCCAGCAGCCAACAGGAUUGACUGAUUUGGGAUUUUUUUUUUCCAAGAUACCCUUUGUCCUAGAAAGGGUUGUGUUCUCCCAGUGACCCUAGCAACUCUGGCUGCAGAAUGACAGCGUGGGGAGAGGGAAGUGUCAAGUAUCAUCCAAACUGUCCCUGGAAUGUCUAUGGGGAGGUUCCAAACAAACAUGACUAUGUCCCUUAGACCUGGCGUCUAAGGUAUAGUUUUCUAUUUGCCAUAAUGUGUAGAUCUUUUUUAUGUCUCCUCUAAAACAAAGACCCUGCCUGGUGUGUAGGGGGAAGGAGGAAUUCUUGAGCCCAGAAAAACAAAAAAAUCAAGCCCACUCUUGCCUCUGUUUCAACUCAUCCCUGUGUGAGCUGUAUGUGAUAUUUGCAUCCAACAUCACUUCUUGCUAGAGCACUGCACACACUUCCCGGAGACGCCUUCUGUGUGUCAAGUUCUUAGCCCUGCAUCCUUGCUUGCUCAAGCCCUCGGCAAAUGCUUUCCAUGAAGUGACUCCUUAACCGGAGAUACUAGUCCAGGGGUCAGAAACUGUAACUCUUCUGUUGAGAAGGGCUGCCUAGAUCCCACCACAGCCCAAGCUGGCAUGGCCGUAGAAGACCCUAAAUACAGACACAACUUUCAUGGAGGGGUGACUGUGCCAACUAUUGGUCUGUCCUUUGUUGUAAGUGACUCAGUCAGGUGGUGCCUGUUAUCAAACUCAGAUGCUUUUCAUAGGUGAUAAAAAAAAAUUUAUUAUCCUCCCUUUGCCUAGAUUUGUAAGAACAAAUCUAGGAUGCAGUGGAUAGGGCUUGCCCUGAGAAUUACCCUGUCUAUGUGCAGACAUAGAGUGCACACAUAUAGACCUGAGUAUAUUAAACUGGGCCUGUGGCGCCCUUUAAAGGGAAUAUUCAUGCUAGAGUCCCUAUUGUUUGGCAUUUUAUUUGUGUCCCUUUUCCAGAUUCCCAGUAUUUAAACCCAUUCCUGGUUUGGAAGAAAUCUUCCAAAAUGAUUUUGAAACUGCAUGACAUUUUGGUGACCAAAUUAAACAUAGUUACCUGGACCACUUGGUUCCAUAGGCUUGAUUUUUAUUGCAUUUUCUCCGAGUUGGAAGGCAUGUCUCUGUCAUCUUAAGGGGUUCCUCAGCAAUGGAAUGGGAUGAAAAGGUCCCUGGGCCAACACAAGUGCUAAACUUUGGCCAAGGCCCUUCAGUACUAACUCAGUGUGGUUUGGGAUUGUAUUGUUCCUGAUGGUGUUAGUUUUUAUCCCUUUAAAACGGCUUAUGCAAGAGUCUCACCAGACCCUAUGGUUAGAUUCAAAAGUCAAUGCAAAAGAGAAUGACCUCAUGGGGCCGUGGUUCCUGUGCAUAGUCCCUUGGGAAAGAGGACCUUUGAACACCCAAGAAGCUACAUUUUUCUCCAGUGUUGGGACAGGUUACUGAUACUGUGGUUGACGACAAUAGUCAGCUGGUGUUUAGGGAAUGUGUUGCAUCAUCGGGGUGUGUCUGAGAACAUCGGGACCUGGAUGCAGCAAGCCACGACCCCUGAAGAGUUUGCAGAAGUUAUCCACGUGAGGGAGCAGCAGAGUCCUAGCUUCCAUCUCGCUUGCCCCCCAGAGCAUAUGUUCAGUCAGUGAAAUGUGAGCAAAAUCCCCCACAUCUCUUGAAUUGCAUUUCUUCCUCCCCGAGCAUGUACAACUGAAUGUAUGUUCAUUAGCUGUGUGUAUGAACCAAUUCCACGGCACCCCCAUAAGUAAACACUGACCAAAGGCUACCUAUGCUGAAUAUGUAUUAUAUAUAUGUGUGUGUUUAUUUAUUUUUAAAGUGCAUAUCUCUGAAAAUGUUAGUUUGAGCUAUACAUACGUAAUUCAAAGUGCAAUAUAUUUAAAAGUCAAGCGAUUCCUUUUUGAGGACGUACACAAGGUGGAGAGUGAGCCUCUGACUCUCAACACUGUCUGCUCUGUGGUUUUAAUUGUACUGAAAACAAUUAAUUGCUUAAAAGCUGUGUUUCACCUGGGAAUGCUUUCCCCAGACACUCAUUUACUACUUUUCUUAACAGUAGAGGUUCUACCAGGUAGGAUGGCAGCCUCUCUCUUUUCUGACUACAUUUUCUAUUUCUCUUUUAAGCUAAUCCAUGAAGGCACUCCAGAGAGUUGCUGCUGCAUCUUCUGUUUAAAAUGCACAUGGGUUAGGUUGAUAUAAAUAAAUAUAAAUAUAUACAAUCAACCUAACCCAAAAGAUAUAUAUGUAUAUAUAUACAUAUAUAUAUAUAUCACCUAAAGUUUAAGUUUAUUUAUGGUCACAGAGGGGAAAUUCAUUUUAUUAUUGAUAAUAAUAAUAAUGGACAAUGGUGAAGUUCUUUUUAACUUAAAAAAUUAUAAGCCUUUUCAUUCUGGCCAGGUUUGGAAACGAAGCCUUGACUAUUGAAGCCUGUCACAUAAACAGCUGAUGCUAAGGGCAAGCCCCUUAGCCUGGGUUUUUGUGGUGCUUCUUUCAAAGACUGUUCACUAUCACCUCCAUUGCUGUAUGAUUUGUGUCCUUGAACAUGGUGACAGUGCCAUACAUGUACAUGCCAAGUCUUUUCCUUAGCAACUGGAGGCUUGGGGAAGGAAAGAAGAGGUACAGCAGACAACCCAUAAAAGGAUAAGCCAUGUGAAGGCAUGAACACCCAUGUUCCAAAAACCUUGCAAUAGAAAAGGGUUAUUUUUGCACAGUUGGUGCCUAUUUGUCCGAUAUGGGGAGCCUUUGAAAGUGCAUUAAGGACUCUAAUGUUGACUACUACUGCUCAAAAAUGGAACGGGAGGCUACUGUCGUAAAAUAGUAAAUGCUCUUAUUUUCUUAACUAGAUAAUAUAUUGUGUUUGGACUAGUUUGUAUUCUAAUAAAUUCUAAUAUGGUGCGCACUUGGUGUUUGCUAUUUGCAUAUAUGUUUGAUCAACUGCAGAAUGCUGGUAUUUAUUCAUGUUAUUUUUAAUUGAUAAAUCAUAAUGAUAUACAUUUAUGGGGUGCAAUGUGAUGUUUUGAUAUAUGUAUUAAA
Alexandromys fortis (reed vole) is the source of this 4656-nucleotide messenger RNA. RefSeq names its product G protein-coupled receptor 139 (gene Gpr139). The record is from RefSeq and is a predicted model, not a curated record. Gene Ontology annotation, molecular function: neuropeptide receptor activity. Gene Ontology annotation, cellular component: plasma membrane. Lineage: Eukaryota; Metazoa; Chordata; Mammalia; Rodentia; Cricetidae. The coding region runs from base 137 to 1174 and encodes 345 amino acids. The transcript is spliced from 2 exons. Gene Ontology annotation, biological process: phospholipase C-activating G protein-coupled receptor signaling pathway.